AUGCUCGAGAACCAGCUCGACGGAAUUCACAUGGACUCAGAUUACGAAGACAUGGCCGACAACGAGGAUGUCGAGGUCCCCCUCGACGAGGACUUUGUCAACAGUGACAGCGACUGUGGUAGCGACGAUUCUGGCGCAGAAGCCCGCGAUGAAGGCAUUCGCGUAUGCGGCAGCGGCAGCGCAAUGGACAACUCGGCUGACCAGGAGUCGCAGCCCUCGAAGCACUGCAAAGUUACUAUCAAUAACUUUACCGUGCUAAAGUUGAUUGGGAAAGGAGGAUACGGCAAGGUGUACCUUGUCCAGCACAAGCUGACGCACAAGUACUACGCGAUGAAGGUUCUGCGCAAGGCGUCUAUUCUGCUGAAGCGGCGCCAGAUCACCUUCACCAUGACCGAAAGGUCUAUUCUCUCGGAAGUGCAGCACCCAUUCAUUGUCAAGCUCUACUAUGCGUUCCAGAGCAACUCCAAGCUCUACUUGAUCAUGGAGUACGUGGCCGGCGGCGAGCUGUUCACACAUAUGGCCAACGAGCGCAUCUUUUCGGAGGACCAGGCCGUAUUCUACGCUGCGGAGCUCGUUCUAGCCCUGGCGCACCUGCACAAACUUGGGAUCGUGUUCCGCGAUAUCAAGCCCGAAAACUGCCUGCUCGACAAGCAUGGUCACCUUGUUCUGACCGACUUUGGCCUGUCAAAGACAGCGCUCGGGAAGGACGGUCGCACGAGCACAUUUUGCGGCACGCCAUCAUACAUGGCGCCCGAGGUUCUGGAGCUGUCGACCGCUUAUGAGUUCAGCGUGGACUGGUGGUCCCUGGGAAUCCUGCUCUAUGAGAUGCUCACGGGAGCUGUGCCAUUCAAGGGCAGGGCGCCCGCGCAGAUUUCAAAGAACAUAUCCAAGACCAAAGUCAAGUACCCCAACUACAUGACGCCCGACGCUAAGGACCUCAUUAUCCGCCUUUUGCGCAAGAAUCCCGCCCAGCGCAUUGGGUAUGGCCCCAAGGGCAUUGCUGAGCUGAAAAGCACAGUUCCGGUCGUCGCGAGCGACUGCGACGUGAGCAACUUUGCCACCGAGUUUACCGCCGAGGAGCUCGCGACUUCCAUUGUGCGCGGGAGCCUUCUUGAUCCCGAUAUGGACAAUGUUUCUGACGAAGCCAAGCAGCUCGACAGUACUGCUGGCCGUGACAGGUACCCUGCAGUUGCUAUUACCGACCACAUCCCGACUACAGCUUGCAAUAUUGCUAAUGCGAACAAAAAUGAUGCAGCCAAGGCUGGAGACGACAUUGAUCCUGCCACAGCAUUCCUGGGAUUCAGCUAUGUGGCCAACUCUGUUCUGGACACUGUCAGAUAA
Kickxella alabastrina is the source of this 1341-nucleotide messenger RNA. RefSeq names its product kinase-like domain-containing protein. The record is from RefSeq and is a predicted model, not a curated record. The transcript is spliced from 3 exons. Gene Ontology annotation, biological process: protein phosphorylation. Bases 1 to 1341 code for a protein of 446 amino acids. Gene Ontology annotation, molecular function: protein serine/threonine kinase activity; ATP binding. NCBI's taxonomy places the organism in Eukaryota, Fungi, Kickxellomycota, Kickxellomycetes, Kickxellales, Kickxellaceae.